Phasianus colchicus (ring-necked pheasant) is the source of this 1409-nucleotide messenger RNA. The record is from RefSeq and is a predicted model, not a curated record. NCBI's taxonomy places the organism in Eukaryota, Metazoa, Chordata, Aves, Galliformes, Phasianidae.
ACUUCUCCUAAUUAAUGACUGUAAUUAAUUAACUAAUUAAUUAGCUAAUGGCAGUUGUUAGUGCGCCCAGUGGUGCUGUGCUGACUCUCCUAAUGAACCUGAUUAAUUAAUGCUUAACGAAUGGCCGGUGUUUCUGUGCUGGCCUAAUGAAUCUAAUGAACCUAAUUAACAAACUAAUUAACUAAUUGCAGCUGUUCCUGUGCAGCCCUCCCCCAUGCUACUUCCCCUCAUGACCUCAGUGCCCUAAUCAAUCACUAAUUAAUGAAUUGCAGCUGUUCCUCUGCCACGCAGCCCCGCACUCCUUCCCCUGCUGACCCUAAUUAACACCUAAUUAAUUAAUUGCAGGUGUUCCUGUGCGGCCCAGCCCAUUGGCUGCUGCUGUCCUCCCGCAUGCUGCGGCUCCUUCCUCGGUUGACGCUAAUUUGUGACUAAUUAAUCAAUCAGCGGCGUUCCUUUGUGUCCUGGCCCCCGCACUCCUUCCCCCGCUGACCCUAAUUAACGCCUAAAUAAUUAAUUGCAGGUGUUCCUGUGCAGCCAAGCCCCCCAUUGGCUGCUGCUGUCCUCUCAUGGUGCGCUGCGGCUCCUUCCUCAGCUGACCCUAAUUUGUGACUAAUUAAUCAAUCAGCGGCGUUCCUUUGUGUCCUGGGCCCGCACUCCUUCCCCUGCUGACCCUAAUUAACGCCUAAUUAAUUAAUUGCAGGUGUUCCUGUGCAGCCAAGCCCCCCAUUGGCUGCUGCUGUCCUCUCAUGGUGCGCUGUGGCUCCUUCCUCAGUUGACCCAAAUUAAUGACUAAUUAAUCAAUCAGUGUCAUUCCUUUAUGUCCUGGCCCCAUACUCCUUCCCCCGCAGACCCUAAUUAACACCUAAUUACCUAAUUGCAGGUGUUCCUGUGCGGCCCAGCCCCCCAUUGGCUGCUGCUGUCCUCCCGCGGCGCGCUGCGGCUGCACCCCAUGGCCAUCGAUGGCCCCAUCGAUUCCUUCGCCCCGUUCCACAACGUCAACUGCCCCAAAGGCUUCCUCUACUUCAACCGCCAGGGGGAGCUUCGUAUCAGUGUGCUGCCUGCUGCUCUGUCCUACGACGCCCCGUGGCCCGUCCGCAAGAUCCCACUGCGCUGCACCGCACACUACGUGGCCUACCAUGUGGAGUCCAAGGUGUACGCGGUGGCCACGAGUGUGAGCAACCCUUGCACGCGCAUCCCACGCAUGACGGGAGAGGAGAAGGAGUUCGAGAGCAUCGAGCGCGACGAUCGCUACGUGCACCCCCAGCAGGAGGCCUUUUCCAUCCAGCUCAUCUCCCCCGUCAGCUGGGAGGCCAUUCCCAACACACGGUGAUCGGGGCGCCUGGGGGGCAUCGGGGGACAUGGGGGCACGUGGGGACAUGGGGACAUCAGGGGACGUGGGGGGAUAUGGG